Salvelinus namaycush (lake trout) is the source of this 1871-nucleotide messenger RNA. RefSeq names its product carcinoembryonic antigen-related cell adhesion molecule 20-like. The record is from RefSeq and is a predicted model, not a curated record. The transcript is spliced from 5 exons. Lineage: Eukaryota; Metazoa; Chordata; Actinopteri; Salmoniformes; Salmonidae. The coding region runs from base 305 to 928 and encodes 207 amino acids.
CAUUUUACACAUCUGAACUCUCCCAAUAUAUUCGAGAGUACACACUUUCAUUUAAACCAGGCUACUCUUUGAGUAAAGUAACACGGAAAUAAAAACAAAAUGUUUUAGCAACCUGGAAUCUCUACACAAGAUGGUUGAGGCGUGUAUAAAGAAUGUAUGAAAAAAUCAUAAUUUUGUGACUUGUAUGUUGAAAUCUGGGACAUUACAGCAUGUCAACAUAACACUUCCUGUACUAAAGAAGGUUUAAAGGUGCCCACGUUUUAGGUGGCCACAGAGAGUGGUAGUAGACUGAGGUAGUAAUACUAUGGCAUUCGAUUUGAAUACUAUCUACACUCUGUUGGCACUGGCACUGAGAGGCCUGUCCUAUGUGGGUCGGGUGAGAGCUGGAUACGAGACGACCUUCACCUGUACCUCCAACUGCAUCCCAGGAUGCACCUACACCUGGCUGCUGAAGGGGCGCACUUUCAAUGGGAGUGAGUUGACCUGGACCCCAGACGGUCUGGACCGCAUUGUGGAGCUGCAGUGUACUGCGGUCAACACAGAGAGUGGGAGCUCCAAGGGCAUAACCACAAUCUUGGAGGUGAAAAGCUCAGUGUCAGUGAGGCCCAGCCCACAGCUCCCUCUCCCCGUCCUCAACCAGUCCUUCAGCCUGGACUGUGACGGCUCCUUCCCAGGCCUGCCAGUGAUUUGGUACAAAGACGGCCAGGUUGUAGCUCCAGACGCCAGGAUAAACCUGUUGGAACACAACACCUCCCUCCACUUCAACUACCUGCUGCCCUCUGAUGGUGGCUUCUAUCAGUGCGAGGUGACCAUGGCAAACAUGGCUGAAAGCAAGGUCAUAAGCUUGGGCUACCUGCUAAACUUGUUAGUAUCAGUGGCCCUGGCACAGUGUUGCCUGGGAGGGAAUACAUCUUUACCUGCAAGGUGAACUGCACUGUCGACCUGGACUGCUCCAUCCGCUGGCCGUUGAGAGGGGGUAUCCUCACUAGCACCUACCUCUCCGUGAACAGGAACAUCCUGAAAUGGAUCCCGUCGAUACCUGGUACGGUCCAGAACUUUACCUGUGUGGUGAAGAACACAGCAGCUGGACGCUCUGCAGAGGCCUCCAAGACAGUGAAGGUCACAGGUAGUCACUCCUGUUUUAUUGUGUGAUAAUUUGAAGCUACACUGCAGAAUCAAUUCUUGCAAUGGCAGUUUUGUGAUUGUAGUUUGAGGGUUCUUUAGAUCGUGAAUAGAUGACUCUCCAGACACACCCUGGAUGGAGGCUGAUUACUCUUUGGCAGAUUUAAUGAUGAACUGACCACAUUCAUUCAGCCAUGCAUAAAGGACCCACAGUAUCAGGAUCUGAAACAGUGAGGCUGAGUGGAGUUUUAGGACUGGUUCUCUGUGUGGGUCAGCUGUUCCUCCUGGAUCCCUAGAGGAGGCGCUAUAAGACUACAGUUAAUGGGAAGAACAGAGGAGAACAUUGAUUGAGACCAGGUUCACCUUCAGAAUGAACAAUAAAACAGGAACCAACUUUUGGAAAUUCUUAAUCCUGUCCAAUAAGAAUGCUAAUUUCUCAGAAUAAGAAUAUAAGAAUGUAAGAAUGUAAGAAUGUUUCCUAUGUUGUGGCAUAAUGAUAGUUGAGUCAUUGGAAGUUUCCAGUGAAUUAUGUUUAUCAUUCACAUGCAGUGGAUAAUGAUGAGAAAUGAUCUAUGUAAUAUUUCCUUAUUUGCAAUACGUACUGUAUUAUAAUUAUUUGUAUUAUUUCUGUACUUUGUUGCUGUUGAGAUGACCUUGUAAAAUAUACUCCCAGAUGAGUGUGGUAAUACAGUUGAAGUCGGAAGUUUACACACAUCUUAGCCAAAUACAUUUAAACUCAGUUUUCACAA